ACCAUAAAACCAAACACCCACCCAAAAUAUAAUGGCCGAUAACAACUGGGAACAAGAGGACCGCCGCUCCGAGCAGCCUUACGACCGCGACCACGACCGCGACCAAGAGAUGCGUGAAUACGACGCUGGCCGUCGUUCUGCUUCUCCCCGUGGUGGCGACAGGUCUCCCAGGCGCGACAGGUCUAUGUCCCCGGGACGCGCUCCCCGUGGCCCUCGUGAGGACCGUGGCGGCGACGCCGAAGGUGCCCGCAAUUCUGGUAGCAACUUGUUCGUUACCGGUAUUGCUACCCGUCUGACCGAGCCCGAGCUCAUUGCCAUCUUCAAUAAGUACGGUACUGUUGCGAAGUGCCAGAUCAUGCUUGACCCUCACACCAAGGAGUCCCGUGGCUUCGGUUUCGUCUGCAUGAGCACCCCCGAGGAGGCUAACGAGUGCUGUGACAAGCUCACUGGUGAGGAGCACUUCGGCCGUACUCUCAGCGUUGAGAAGGCCAGGCGUUCCAGGCCUAGAACCCCUACUCCUGGAAAGUACUUCGGUCCCCCCAAGCGUGAUGACUUCCGUGCCGGCCCUCCCCGCCGCCGUUUUGAUGACCGCGAGUUCUACGACCGCAGGCCCCGUUACGAUGACAGGCACUACGAUCGCCGCGACCGUUACGAUGACCGCCCCCGCUACGACGACCGCUACGACGGCCGUUACGAACGCCGCGACAGGUACGAUGACCGUCGUGGUGGUGACCGCGGUGCCGAGCGUGGUGCCGAGCGCGGUGCCGAGCGCGGUGGUGACCGUUACGACGAUCGCCGUGGCUAUGAGCGUGCUCCUGCCGGUCCUCCCGCCGGUGGCCGCGACUAUUACGACCGCGACGGUCGCGACAGCGGUCGUGACAUGUACGACGCUGCCCCCCGCCGUUAAGUUACGAGGAACCGAUGUGCGAUGCUCGGUUAUGAUUACGGAUCAGUUUGGAAAUAGUCGGCUUCGGAUCGAAAAUUUGGCUGCGCGGUAUCGGUUUCUUUCUCGUUUUUUCAGUACUCUGUUCGCGUCCUGUUCAGCCUUUGCGACUGUGAC
Molecule: messenger RNA, 1060 nt
Organism: Saitoella complicata NRRL Y-17804
Lineage: Eukaryota; Fungi; Ascomycota; Saitoellomycetes; Saitoellales; Saitoellaceae
Product: RNA-binding domain-containing protein
Exons: 4
Coding region: 32-907 (291 amino acids)
Biological process (GO): positive regulation of mRNA splicing, via spliceosome
Cellular component (GO): spliceosomal complex
Molecular function (GO): RNA binding
Source: RefSeq, a predicted model, not a curated record